This is a messenger RNA of Aethina tumida (small hive beetle), 454 nucleotides long. RefSeq names its product cytochrome c oxidase assembly factor 4 homolog, mitochondrial. Gene Ontology annotation, biological process: mitochondrial respiratory chain complex IV assembly. The transcript is spliced from 3 exons. Gene Ontology annotation, cellular component: mitochondrial intermembrane space. Bases 225 to 422 code for a protein of 65 amino acids. The record is from RefSeq and is a predicted model, not a curated record. Lineage: Eukaryota; Metazoa; Arthropoda; Insecta; Coleoptera; Nitidulidae.
ACGUCACUGCGCUCAAUUUGUACUGCUGUUAAUCUACGGCCGGCGAUAAAGUUCAAACAUCGCAUCGUGACACAUUAUUUAUGUACGGCCGUGGAGUUGGUAAACAGUGAUAAUUGUUGCAAUUCAAGGGAAUGGAUUAGAGAUUCAGUCACGCCAACAUCAAUUCAUGGUACUUAUGAGGUUAGGAUUCAGAAUUUAAAUAAUAAUUUAAUUUCAAUUUUACCAUGUCCGGCCACGGAAAAACAGAGAUAACAGACCCCGUGGAGGAAAUGCUCAAGAAAACCGGCUGCCUCGAACUGCAUUACAACGUUCAAGAGUGUAUCGCCGAUAAAAAGGACUGGAGGAAAUGCCAGGACCAAGUGACCGAGUUCAAGGAGUGUAUGCAACGUUACCAGCAAAAAAAGGGUGCGACAUCCCCUUAACAAAUAUUACAUAACAUUUUACCAUGGGCAUU